Molecule: messenger RNA, 3702 nt
Organism: Vidua macroura (Pin-tailed whydah)
Lineage: Eukaryota; Metazoa; Chordata; Aves; Passeriformes; Viduidae
Product: TLC domain-containing protein 5-like
Exons: 3
Coding region: 211-948 (245 amino acids)
Cellular component (GO): membrane
Source: RefSeq, a predicted model, not a curated record
CGUCCCUGUCCCCGUCCCCAGGGAGCGGCAGGGCGAUGGGACGGGGCCGCUGCAUCCCGCGGGAUGCGGGAGGACGGGCCGGGUGUGCGCAGGCGGUGCCGGGGCUGCGGUUCGUGCUGUUGGUAUGGCCCGUGAGCUCCUCCAUCUUCCCGCUUGGACUGAAAAAAAAAAUGUGGAUAACGGGAUAGCGGCGCUUUGCUGGAGGACAGGAUGCUGUUCCCGCUGCCCCUGCGUGCGGCCUGCAGCCUGCUGGCCUGGUUCUGCCUCUACAAGUGGUUCUGCCACCGCUACCGGCACCGGAACCUCGAGUGGAGCUGCAGGCUGGUCACACUGACCCACGGCAUCCUGGCCACCUGCCUGUCCGCUUACAUCGGCUUCAUCGACGGCCCCUGGCCCCUGAGCCACCCAGGGUCACCCAACACAACCCUUCAGGUGCACGGGCUGUGCCUUAGCUUGGGCUACUUCAUCUUCGACCUGUGUUGGUGCGUGUACUUCCAGACGGAGGGAGCCCUGAUGCUGGCCCACCACCUGGUGAGCAUCGUGGGCAUCGCCGCCUCCUUGGCCCUGGGCGAGUCGGCCGCGGACGUCAACGCCGUCAUCUUCGGCAGCGAGAUCACCAACCCGCUGCUGCAGGCCCGCUGGUUCCUCAAGGAGCUGGGCCACUACCACACCUUCACGGGCGACGUGGUGGAUUUCCUCUUCGUGGUGCUCUUCACCGGCGUGCGCAUCGGCGUGGGGGCCUGGCUGAUGUACUGCGAGCUGGCCUCGCCCAGGCCCUGCUGGUACAUCAAGCUGGGAGGGGUCAUCAUGUACGUGGUGUCCUGGGUGUUCAUGGUCAGCAUCUGCCGCUUCGCCCGCAGGAAGAGCAUGAGGAAGUACCAGGCCUGGAGGAGCCGCAGGAGCCACGAGCUGGGCUUGAAAACCAACGGGCAUCUCAAAAGCCACUGAGUGGAGGGCGAGCAAAGAGUCCCUCGAGUUUGCGGGCUGGCAAGGAGGGGGAUGGUGCCUGAAACGCCACUGUCGGGAGAGGAGCCGACACACGUUAGCAGUUCUGGAGCCAAAUUUAUCCCUGGCCUAACUCCACUGAAAUCCAUGGAGCUAUGCCAUGGAUUCCCUGGGUCUGCAGCGCUCGGCCUGGCAGAGGCUGGCGCGGUGUGUACGUCAGCACAGCCUGACCGAGGAGGGAAAGAAGGGCUAAUUUUAUAGACUAAACAUGACUAGUCCAGCAGUGCAGGUGUAAAUAGUGAUGUCUGUAGCCAACUCCUUCGGGAUCUUGGAAGAGAGGAGGAGAUCUCCAUGUCCAGAUCCUGUGCAGUCUAGGCAGCUGGAGUGACUCUUCAGGCUGGUAGGAACAAGUGUUCUGCUGUGGCAUCCAAGCUGGGAUUCCUGGCUCUUCCACCACCUCGUUGUGUGACCUUGGGCAAGUCACACAGCUCGAACUCUGUGCCUAAUUCCCCCUCUGUGACUUGGGGGAGUUGGAGCUGCUCCAUCUGUUACGCACUUUCAGAUUUUUACUUGAGAGGUGCUAUAUAAAUGCAAAGUGAUGGUUGUUAUCUGCACUUGGUUCAUCAUCCCUGUGUUUCCCUUGGGAGAAACAACUUUGGUGGUCGAGCUAGAGCGAGACUCUAGAAAAAUCAGUAUUUUAGGUAGGUUGUUGUUUCCUACCCUUUCUAACUCCUUUUAAUAACUUAUUCAGUAACAUAUUGAUAACUUAUUUUUUGUAGUUACCAGAAGCUCUAAUCAGCGCUGGCGCCAUACAGGACUAGGUGCUCUGUGAAUACACCCAAGGACACAGACCCAGAAGGGAAAUUUUUUCCUGAUUUUUCCCCUCUUCUUCCCUGACUGUUAAAACUCCCCUACAAACACUGCUUUUAGCUCCUUGGGUAACCAGCACACUCCACUUUGAGAAGCCCCAUCAGGAUUUGCCAUUCAGGGGUUUUCUUGCUGAUGAGCCAAGCCCUGAUUUUGUCUCCAGAACACCAAAAUUCCCUCUUGCUGUGCCCCAAAUCCAAACUGGGAUUUCUGGUUGCCCAGGAUCUGCCCUGUGGAAGCCACAGACUGACCUUGGCUCUCCUUCAUCUGAACUGAUGCCUUGACCCCUGGGCUUUGAUUUCCCUCUGAUUGGCUCUGAGUCACUUUAUAAAAGUGAACAUUUAGAGGGUCAGAGAGAUUGAUUUUACAGCUUAGCAAUUAAAGAACUGAGAGGCCCAGAAUCUGGUCCUUUUAAAGCAAAAAUAAACCUGGCUGGGAGAAAAAUAAGCAUUACUUAUCCGGUCCCAUUUGUAGGGAAAAGCCAUGCCCAGUUGGGAGCUUCUGGAGUUUAUUUCAUUGCAUGUCCUUAAGCUGUUCCUUUGUUGUUGCUGCAAUUUUGAGCAUUUCCUUUGAGCCUCCAGUGCAGCUCAGGUGCCCCCUUUUGCUCGAGCCUUGCAUGCUGCAGCCAAAGACCUGAAGAAGCCCCAAAAAACCCUUCAGAUGAGCAGAGCCAACUGAUGAGCUGGUCCUGGAGAGGAAACUUGACCCAUCCAGCACUAUCAAGCCUUGAAAGGAGACCAGAAGGGCUGGCUGGGGCUUGCUGGUUCUUUUUCCCAGCUCUGCUGCUCUGUUGAGCAUAUCCAGGAGCCUUUCUGCCUCAACUUAACCCACUUUGGGAAGUGGGUCCAGGCUUACCUACCUCAUAGGGUGUUUCCAUUUAGCACCAAGCCACCUUUGAUGGAUUCUCGGCGGUUUGUGUCAGGCUGUGCUGUAUAAAAGUUGCUUUGAGUGAAGCACUUCCUGCUAUGAGCCAUCAGCAGUGCUUUGUCACCUGAGCUGGGCACUUCCCAGCGUCCCAAAAGCAGGAGUGAGGUGUUUUGCAAAGGUGCUGAAGGGCAGGAGUCACAGGGAGUGAGCUGGACAUGCACAUGAAGGUCAGCUGUGCUGCUGCAUCCUCACAGGGAGCCCCAAGCUGAGGAAAAGGUGUCUGCUGGCUUUUGCCUGGUCAGGGUUGCAGGAAUCUGGAGCCAAAAGGGUCUCAGGCACUGACCUGAGCAGGGAACGAGGGCUUUGAGCAGCAGCUCCUGCAGAAAUGGUGAAGGCAGGUCCUGGGGGUGAAAACAGGCUGGUCCUGAUGCUGAGCUGCUGAGCUGCCCACCACGAAGAGUUUCCAGAGCAGCCCUGGGGGUUUGGAAAGCUCAGCAGCCCUGACCUUCACUGAGGGUUGGGGUGCAGCUUCAUGGGGUUCCAGCCCUUACCUGCCCAGGUGGAUGAGGAUGGCAGUGACUGCAGCAUCUGUGAAUCGCCUCUGUGAAGAUAUUUUGGAUUGCAAUGGUUUGAGUGGUCCCAUUUUCUAAACAGGGGGGAAAAUUGGUUGGAAGAAGGAGAGCACUGCUCAUCUCUGAGGCUUUAGAAAGUAAACAAGAAAACAAAAGGGCAAUUAGAAAUGGCGUUAUGAGGCAGAGCAAGGCCUCGUAGCCCAUUUAGUGGGCUCCAGCAGAGAAUCACAGACCCAAAAGUACAAAUUCCAAGCUGUGGAGCACAGAGUGGGACCUGUCCUCAGGCUAGUCCACAGUGGCUAGAGCAAACUGUGAGAAGAAACUGCAGAACUAGUGUGAAAUAAUAACUUGUGUCUGAAUUACUGUGUAAUACCAACUAAUGUUCCACCAGAGAAUGGUGUAGAUGCUUUGUAUUAAGUUUUAUAAAAAUAAAGAUUAUUUAAUUAUUGGG